Molecule: messenger RNA, 7816 nt
Organism: Nothobranchius furzeri (turquoise killifish)
Lineage: Eukaryota; Metazoa; Chordata; Actinopteri; Cyprinodontiformes; Nothobranchiidae
Gene: nexmifb
Product: neurite extension and migration factor b
Biological process (GO): negative regulation of neuron migration; negative regulation of cell-matrix adhesion; negative regulation of cell-cell adhesion mediated by cadherin
Cellular component (GO): nucleus
Source: RefSeq, a predicted model, not a curated record
GCCCGAGCUGCUGCUGCUGCUGCUUGUGGUGGCGGGGAGGGUGGAGGGGGGACAUGCAGGGGAACUGUUUGCAUUUCGGGGGAAGACGCAUCUCCGAUACUGUCCAGAGUAGCUGAGAAGGAUCCCACUGCGACGGGAGGAGGAGAGGAAAAACAACACGCAGUUCGGGUGCUGUGGAGGUGGGACGGCCAAAAUGAUGCGUAGGCGGUGCUGCAUCGAGCCGUAUUGAUGGAUGUGUUAGCAGACAGCAGUCUCACAUUGAUUGUGAAGACUUCAGACGCAGAGAAUGCAAACGUUGUGGAAAACGCAGGGGUAUGUGAGCAGAGUGGCGAUCUGAGUCUGUGCAGGCUUGUCGAUGCUGCAGCGUCCUCGCCUCCUCCUGCUGCAGAGACUUUACAGCAGGCCUGCCCAACACACCAGGGGACUGCUCCUGCAUCACCAUCCCUCCCCCUGGCCCUCAGCACUGACCCCGCGCUGAGUCUAACAGUGGCCCCCUGCCCUCCAUCCAGUGAUGCUCGAACUCUAGUCCCCAACCUUCAGCGUGCUCCCACACCCCUUCCCAGCCCAGCUGUAAGCUCCUGGGGUCAAACUGGAGACAGACAGAAAACAUCCCCUCUGCUGGCUAUUAGUCUCCCUCUAUCAGCUACUAUGAUGGAACCAGGCACCAUGUCUGCAAUGACAGAGGAGUGUCUCCUUCAGCCUGCCCGAACCUGCCUGGGCUGCUUUAUUGAAACUCGUGAUGCUAGUGACCCUAAUUCCAUCCCGAAUCCGCCCCAUGAUCCCAACACCAACCCCGACAUGGACCCUGGGCUAAGCGUUCGGAUAGGUGAUGUGAGCCGAGAGGACUUUUCUGACAUCAACAACAUCAGCAUUCAGUGCCUGAGUCAUGCAGGGGAGACAGUGAGUCACUACGGUGAGCAACUCCUCUCUGACCAGCUCCUUAGCUUUCCCCUUCCGAAAGCCACGAAUGAGUCCAAGAGAGCAGAUGGAAACAAACCGACCGAGGACUGCGUUGAUCCAGAAGACGAGACAACAGCUAAAAACUUGUAUGAGGGAUUGCUGUUGGACAAAGUCGGCGGAGAAGAGGUUCUACUGGCAAAUGCUGGUCAGGACUGGGGCUACUUUGAGUCUUUCAUCAGCGAGAGUAAGAUGGAACUGCUGGACCUUUGCUCAAAGAAUGAACUAUCAGUCAACCUCUUCUCUGAGGAGGACGUUGACAAUCUAUUUGAUGAUGAAGAUGACGACUCAACUCUGAGCAGCGAUGUCUGCUCGCUUAAGAUUCGCUACGAGUCAUUCCAGGACAACAUGCGGGAAAAAACAAACGUUCUCCAGGAGGAGACGCAGUUCAACUUCUUCCCCAGCGUCCUGGCCAACUGUGCCAAGAAAGAGGAUGGAGCACCAAUCUUGAGGAGGACUGCAGAGGAGGUGCAGGCCAAAACUGAGGAGCUCAUCGAGGACACAGCACAGGAAGGGAAAGGUGGGGAGUUCAGUGGGAGGAGCCCACUUGACGGCUCUCAGGGCUCCCCUAUGUCCACCUCCAAAGUCAGCUACCUAAUAGACUUUAACUCUACAGAGGAGUCGGGAGAAUUUAGCGAUGACAGCUCCUGUACCGGCUCCUCCUCAGACACACUGCAGGAGGGCAAGCACAAAAAGGGCCACUCAAAGAGAUUUCUCAGCCCUUUGAACCCGCUCAACUACGGGCUUCGCUCCAAGAGAAAGGUCCGAUACAGUGACGACUACUUGUAUGAUGUUGACUCACUUGAAAGUGAAAAGAAUGCGGAGAAAAAAGAGAAAGCCCCCGCUGGUCAGAAAGAGGAAGAAGAUGUUGACUGGUGUCCCAAAAAACGCAGAAAAUCCUGUCGGAAAGAGCCGCCCGUCGUCAUCAAGUACAUCAUCAUCAACAGAUUCAAAGGAGAGAGGCUCAUGUCAGUGAAACUGGGCAAGCUGGACCCCGUGGACGCGACUGUGAGCUUAAAUGCCGACACAGUGAGCAAAUAUGAGACACUGGCUCCUCUGAAGCAUUUCUGGCAGGAGAAGCAAAGAGAGAGGCAGGAACAGCUUAAGCUGGUUGCCAGAGAUAAGCAACAACGUGGUUUUCAUCUAAACGGACGCCAUCACCGGCCUUUUAAUUCUAGUCAUCCCAAAAGGAAAUACAAGAUUGCAAACAGGCUUAAGGUUCAGAGGAUUCAAACUGUGGAGCAGUCAGCAACAACACAGGGUUCUGUUGCCUCUGAUCAGGGCCACACAGGUUUCACUAAAGAGGAGCCCACCCCAACCGCACAGGAAACAAUAGCAGCCCCAGACAUCCCAGUCACAUUAGACGCAAACUCCAUUACGCACACAAUCACCAACAAGAGCCGCUCCCAGGAGAGGGAGGAGAGGGAGGGGAGGAGAUUGGGAGGAAAUAAAACAGUCAGGAUAAGGAAAUUUAAAAGUGAAGCAAGGUUGAGGAGCAAGAAAAUGAAAGAGGCAGAGGGGGGAGAGCGGAGGAGUGUGACGAAUGAAACAGACGCCUGUGUCACCGCGGCACGGAUUGAGGACCUUACUGCUGGGUUGGAACAGGCAGGCGUUAGUUCAACUACAGUCAAACCCCUUUUCUCUGACAAUAACACCACAGCUAAUGCAUCAGAGGAAAAAUUUCCCUUCAUUUCAUCCACAUGCUCUCCUGACAAAGCGCCUUCCUCCGAAGAGGUGGAUUCAGGUGUCCCUGUCAUCCCGGGGGGUUACCUGCAGACCCUGUUAGAUGCCACUGACUCCUCCGCUGGAGCAGCCAUCUCCUAUUUUGCCCAGCAGUCCUCUAGGCAGCAGUAUUCUCUGGGGCUGUCCCUAGAGGAGAAACAGUUCUCCUCUCUGCAACUCGCUCAGAGUUGCGUCCUCUCACCCCCAUCUGAGUCGGAGCUCCAACAGUCUCCCCAGAACUGUCCCACUUUCCCCCAGAUGUGGCACCCACAACUCUGUGCAAAUCACAGCCAGAGCUUUGGGCCUGAAACCCCCGAGACUCCUAUCAUACCCAACAACUUCCCCGCUGCUGUGCCCCUGAAUGACAACCUGCCGGUGUCUAACUACAGCCAGCUGAGCCCCGAGGCUGACAGGCUGCUUUAUGAGAAGAGCUACCUGACUGAGGCGGGGCUGCAGCCUGGGGCAGAUCUACAAGUCUGUCAGUCUGCCUGCGUGGAGGGCCAGGUGCAAUACCAAAGAGGGUCCCUGUGCACAGACAAUGGGAGGCUCAUCAGCUAUGACUCAGUGGGCUCCCUGUCAGCUUCCUCCAGCAAUUACAGCUCUCUCAGCCUCAAGUCUUGUGAGCGGGAGGGUGAGGAGGAGGGCCGAGACAGCUUCUUAGCUCACUGCAGUCCUAAAGUGGUGAUUCAGCAAAGUGUGGAUGCCCUUACCCCACUCAGGGAGUCCUCAGACCUGCUGGAUAUCUCCAACUUCACUCCUGACAAGUUCAGACACUCAUCACUGUCAGAGCUUUCCCCCCCAGAGACCCCCAACCUGUCCCCCCAGGUGGUGGGGCGUGAAAUGAAGAUGGCAGGAAAUGUAGGAGAGUACCAGGAUGUGAAUGAUAUGCCUAUAGACUGCAACCGGGAGGUAAAGUGGAACUGUGAUGCUAUACAGCAACAAGAGUGUACAGCAAACACAUACACAGUGGAGGACGGCCAAUUUCCACAGCUGCACAACUUCAACAGUCAGGAUGUCCUAACUAUAGAUAAGAAGGAGCUGGGAGUUACAGAGUUUGACGAGCAGACUGGUGAGAUGCUGGCUGGUGCAAAAAGCAUAAAGUCAAAGAGGAAAGGCAGCUGCAAGCAAGCAGCGGCAGGACAGAGCCCAAAGAAAGUCAGAGCUCCCAGAGCUCCCAAGUCCGAAAAGGUCAAGACUCCCAAACAGAACUCUCGGUCGACCAAAAAAAUAAAGGCCAUGUUGGAGGGCAAGGCAGCAAAGAACCAGGCAGGUGGCAUCGGCACAGGCCUGACCGACAGUAGCAGCACUGGGGACUGGCCUGGCACUGGCUGGUCAGAGAGCAACAGCCUGGUCGGGGAUGACCAGAGAGAGUUUGAAGAGCCCUCAAAUAUCCUGUCCAACAUUGUCUCCGGCAUGGCCGAGGUCCAAAGGUUCAUGAUGGCCUCCAUAGAGCCACUGUGGAAUCCCAUGUCUGAGGCCUGCAUGCCCUCCGAGGCCAACAGCCUUAACCUAAAGACGCUCAAAAUCUUGGCAGGAACGGAGGCUGAUCUGAAGAAAAAGGGCACUGUGCUAACGGGGGCUGGCAGAGGCAGAAAGGCCGGGGGGAAAGGAGGCAAAAACCCAGCCAAAUUCAACCCCUCGCAUCCCUUGUUCCCUCAACUCGCUUUGGGCUGCAACAUGUUUGAUAAACCCAGCUUUAUUAACCCUGGGCCUGCACACAAAAAGCUGUACCGCCACAAGACGAGUGCUAAGUUCCCUCGGAUUGAGACACUGAAGGGGAAGCGAGCUGAGAGAGACCCAAAUAAGGACAUAGCACUGAUGACCUCUUUUGAGAAACUGAGGUAAUAUUUUGUUAUCAGCUGCUGUUGUUCCCCCUUCUCACUUUCCCCUCCACCACCUGCUCAGCCCUCCCUCCCAAACAUACCUACACUGACGCUAUGCCAGAGCUGCAUGAGUUCUACGUUUCCCCUGACUACUCCCGCUUCCUUUUGAUCCCUCCCUCCCCCCGAAGAGGAAAUGAUUAUCUGCAUGAAAAACUUCUUGUACUUUGCAAACUACCUAUUGAGUGAUUGUGUUAAGCUUGAUUGAGAUUUGAAAUGACCAUGGCUGCAUUUUUUCUUGCUUUUGUUGUUUCUUGCUUUGUUCUUAUAGUUGUUUUACUUUUGUCUGAAAAAAGAGAAUAAGCCUUGAAAACAGCUCUGUCGCCUUUUUGAGGAACUUUUUUUUUGUAUCUUCCCAGCUGAACUAGCUCCCCUCGAUUCUAAGAUUGAUUUCGCUCUUUUCCCUUAAAGAUGUAGCUAUAUACACAAAUGCAUUGAGUGACAUCUACGCAUCCCAUCCCCCUCCUCAUCUGUUUUUGUAUGCAGAAUAUGGAUGUCCUGUUGUUGCUGUCCUUCAUACACUGCCUGGCUCAUUUCAAGAGGGAAGCCUACACUUAAUGAGCCCUAUUUAAGCCCAAGACAUCUUUAAACACAAAGAUGGGACCAUUUUGUAUUGUUGACAUAUCAGACGUUGUCUUUUUUUUUUUUUUUGUCCUCCCUCCAAGUCGAAAUGACUCCCCGUUUCCUUUUACUGAGCUUUUCUUUUAGUUCUGGAGUUUAAAUGAACUUGUUAUCUAAAUUUACAUUUUUAUGCCUUGCAAAUUCAUAAAAAGCUCCACCCUCAGAGUAUUUUUGUCAACGUCGUUGUACAGGGACAUGCAAUAUUUGCAACAAAAAAGAAAGAAAAAAAAGAUUAUUAUAAUUUUAAAAUCAAUGUGCCAAAAGUAACAAUGCUGUGUAAAUGACCUCUUAUAUAUGUGUGAAUAUUGGCUGUUCCUCUUUUUCUAUCCAUUGGAAUAUUGGCUGCUCGGGUUGGGAGACUCCUUACAGAGACUUGCAACUACAGGAAUUCUUUAUUUGAGACUUUUCUCUCUCUUCUCUGAUGAAAGGCACCAACAGCUGGCAGUGGUACACCACCACUCAUGAAACCAAAUCAGAAAGGCUGAAUUCUCCUCGUCCCCACCCCCACUACCACCACCAACACACCUUGUUUGCCAAAUUCUAUUUACCUCAACAUUGCUUGGCACUGAGAAGCAACAAAAGAGAGGCAAAGGAGAGAUCUGCUCUGAAGGCCACUGUAAAGGAUGGAGAUGAAAAGAGAGAGGUUCAGACGAGCCCUCUCAGGACCGAGAGGAGUGUAGUGCACAUGUCUGAGGGGUAAGCAAGGGAACGACUGGUCAUGUGGGGCUGCGCCUCACUGAAUAGACGUUUGUACUGGAAGUUUACGGCAGAUUAUGACUCAUAGAGAUUCUGAUGCAUGCAUCAGUGGUGAAUAGACAUUUUUGCAGUUAGGUUAUAUUGUGAAUGUGAAAGCAGUCUUCAGUACAAAUGGAAUCAGUAGUCUUGUAAAUGAAGGAAAGCAUGUCUUUACAUUCGCUCCAUGUGAAAACGUUUCUGCCGUCUCACCAGGAAAUGGCCAUUUAAACAUUUCUUCACAUUCCCAUGUAUUUUUAAUUACCACUGCCUUACUUUUUAAGUUUCACAUCUUUCUUGUUAUAUUAUUACCACAUAUCAUCCUGAAAUUUUUUCCUUACUGUUUACAAUGGAUUUGUUUUCAUUUGCAUGAGGUUUGUACCUGUUAUUUCAGCGCCAGUACUCUGAAAACAAUGUGAGCUGUGAUUCAAGACCACAAAAAGAGAAGUCGCUACUGUCUGAUCCAACAAGUUUUGUUCUUGACCCCUUCUCGUUUAUUUGGGCUCAUUCACUACCUCAAAGCACUGAAAAAACACCAGAAAUCAACCUUAAAAUGAACUAUACAAUCAUAUUCAAUCAGCUGAGAAAAUCUAUAGAUAGGAUGAAAGUUAGUUUCAGAAGAAAUACAGAGCCAAUCAAACUGUUACAGAAAAAAAGCUUUUAUUUUAUGCGGUUUUCGGAACACUACUUUAAUUUAGAAUAUGCUGCAUGGACAUGCGCAGAAGAAUUGAUUGGUUUGAAAACAGGCCGUGUCACGUUGGAUAUGGCACUUCUGACAUACAGGUUAUAGUAACUGAUUGCUUGCAUCUGGCAAGAAUCCUAAUCAAUGUCUCUGUGACCCAUUUGUGUCUCCUCUGCCAUGAUCCUUUCUUUUACUUUCUAUACGUGUAUCAGGGUUAGGACCAAGACAAGCUGCUGAUGGGAAGCUCCACAUGGGCCUCGGAGCCCGUUUAGUCUGCCUUCUCUCAUUUCUGCCUAUUGCCAAAUUGAAUGUACUUCUGAGUUCAUAUUUUUCUUUGAAUUUCUUUUUCUGUUUGUUUGUUUCUAAAACGUGCCACUGUUGAGCUGCCUCAUGUUAAUGGUGCUAAGAAAGCUGACGAUUCUUAACUGUUUGGUUUUGAUUUAUUUUUCUUUUCCCAGAGUUAACAAAAAAGAGAAAAAAGAAAUGCAAAACAGAUUAGGUUCCUAACCCUCUUUAUGAAUGUAUAUUAAAAAUGUUAUGUUUGAUGUAUUCACUUCAUGAUUCUUUGACACUGAUUGGAAUUACUUUUGCUCUUUUCAUUAAAAGAUUACCGAGCUUUAUAUAUACUGUCUAGAGUUGUUACCAGAAGGAAUCUUAAUGAACUCUUGACACGACAAAAUCUUGUAUAUUUUUUGUGUGCCAAUUUGUAACAUAUUUUGUAAGUGUAUAUUUUUCUUAGAAAGUGCUGUGAAGUAUUUGUGUGUGUGAGUAACCUUUUAUGCGCCUCUGUGGGCAGUGGAAAGGACAUACAAUGACACGUUUCUGGUUUUAAAAACCAAAAUAUAAAAGUUAUCAACAGAAAACUAGAAAUAUUUACAUUUUGUUGGGAGUUUUUGUAAUAAGAUCAUGAUCUUGUUGUGAGAGUGUUGUGUUACUGUGCAAAACACAAAGAAGCAAAGAAAAAAAGAGAAAAGUUGGAAAAAAAUAUAAUUUGUGAACAAUUUGCUGUUUUAUAGAUUUUCAUGUAAAUUAUUUGAGUAUUAUUUUGUUUCUUUGUUUUUCUUUUCUUUUUUGUUUUGUUGUAAUUGUUGCAAAGGUUUUAAAUAUUUGUGAUCAAGCCUGUACGGUGAUAAUGUAAUAUUGGUAACUUGCUGAGUUUUGUAAUAAUGUUUAUGGAGUAAAUAUACAAAUUAAAAUAAGAUUUUGAAUGCUGCUUUCUGAA